CAGACAAUAUUUUUGAAUAUGAAAAUGUAGAAUUUUCAAAAUUAUAUAAUAAUGAUAAUAUGGAUUCAUUUUCAAGAAAUUAUCUUCCUUUUAAAGAUUUAACAUCAACUACUAUAAUAAUUAUAAUAGUAGUAAUUGCUACAACAACUAUAACAAUAGCUAUUACUUUAACUACUUUAAUCUCUUUAACUUCUUGA
Molecule: messenger RNA, 197 nt
Organism: Funneliformis caledonium
Lineage: Eukaryota; Fungi; Glomeromycota; Glomeromycetes; Glomerales; Glomeraceae
Source: the annotation of a GenBank genome assembly